GAGUGAGCCUUUACAUCUGUGUCUUUAAGGCUGUGUGUCCCUCCAGGGCCGCCGUACAGAGCAGCAUGGUUCCGCCUACCAGCUCAAAAGUCUGCAGAUGGAACUAGGAAGUCAACACAAACGCAUGUUUUAAGGAGCUUAACAUUUAAUAAACUAUUUAAACCAAAUGUUUGGCUGACUGUGGUGCGUUCAGGGUCGCAGUAAAGCCAUGCUUUGGGUGCAUUCAAAGCCCUCUCUGAUGUGGCUCCUUGCUGUUGUUUUGACAGCUCCGGUUUGCAGAGCUGCAGGGAAACCGAAACUAAUCGAUCACCUGUCGGCCUGCGACUCCAGAGACACCUCGGUGAGCAUGACAUCCAGCAGGGACCCCACACCGGACGGCCCGGAGCCAGGGGACCCCGCAGCCGCCUUCAGUGUCCCGACUCUGGACGGGGAGUUCUCCUUCCAGCCAGGAUCUCUGCGGGGUCCUCUCGUCAUCCACGCCUUCUCCAACAAGUCGGGGUUCCUGGAGUGCAUGUGGAGCUCCGAGUCGUCCCUGGUCAGCCUGGUGGAGGAGCUGCCCGACAGCACCCAGGUCCUGUUCCUGUCCCUGGACGACUCAGCGGUCAGCGACGCUCUGUGGAUGAGGGAGCAGCUGCAGAGGGUCGCCACGGACAGGAAUAAGGAGGUUCUGUCCAGACUGCACUUCUCCCCGGUGCCGGUCUUCGCUCUGGGUAACUGGAUACCCAACGUGCUCUACUACUGGCGCUGCAUGGGACGCGGCUGUGUCUUCUCCCAGGUCGUCUUCAAAUCCGAGGGGUGGAACAUGCCCAUAAUCAUCAAGAGACUAGAUGCCAGGUACGACUGGCUCAUGACGCGCGGGGAUCCGAGGUCGUACCAGCUGAUGGAUGCAGGUGAUGGGUGUGAACCUUCCCCCUCGGUGGCUGGUGCUCUGGCCUGGGUGUCUGAGGGAAACUGCUCCUUCUUCACCAAGGUGCAGAACAUGGCUAAAUCCAACGCCUCCGCUGUCCUCGUCUACGCUCUCCCCGGUAACCCGAUCCAGGACAUGAACUGUGUCGGGGACGAAUGCGACACAACGCUGACCAUCCCGGCUUCCAUGGUGCACCUGGAGGUCUCCGUCGCUCAGGCUCUCCAGCUCGGACAGCCGGUGUUCGCGUCCUUCCAGAACACCCCGUCACCAAACUUCUUCAUCGGCAUUGACCAUCAGGGGGCGCUGGCUGAGAUGGGCUGGUUUAUUUACCCCUCCUUCAGCUUCAUCAACUGGCAGGCGCAGUGGUUUGAUUUCUAUGCAGCUCUGCAGACUAAACUUAAGAGUCCUGCAAAGGUUGUUCCUGUUUUUGACAAAGUCCAGAUGCAGGGAGAGAUAGGAGCGGUGGCCACGGUCGACCUGCCGAUAGCCCUGUCGGACUUCGACGUGCUGGAGCUGGAUGCGGCCCUGUCGUGUCCCGGUAGGAGGGACUCGUCCUGCGCUCACUGGGAUCACACCGUGCAGCUGUUCAUCUGCUGCGACCCGCUCGGUCCGUACUGCAACACGGAGCUGGGCCGCUGGAUCACCGCCUUCCGCAGAGGUACUGGCCGCUGGCUGACGGACGUGUCCCCUCUGAUCCCCCUGCUGGACAGCAACAAAUGCACCCUCACCAUGAAGACGGUCCCGUGGGCGAUGCCGUGGGUCACCUCCCUCAACCUGAGAUUCAGCACCGGCAAUCGGACGGAUUAUAAAGUAGAGAAGCUCCGCCCCUUCAGAGUGAUGCCCCUGUACAGCGGGGGAACAUUUGACAAGAACUACAACAAGAGAUACCAGCCGACCAAAGUGUCCGUCCCUGCAUCAACCAAAAAGGUGGAGCUGUACGCCGUCAUCACCGCUCACGGCUACGAUGACAACCACUGUGGAGAGUUUUGUGUCACCUCCCACCACUUUCUGAUCAACAACAUUUUUAACAACACGCUCACAUUCGAUUCUGCAGGAUCACCUCUGGGCUGCACUCUGCGGGUGAAAGAGGGCGCGGUACCAAACGAACACGGCACGUGGCUGUACGGACGAGCAGGCUGGUGUGACGGACUACAGGUGGACCCCUGGAGGACAGAUAUCACCAAACAGCUGAACAUGAGCGAGUUUGAAUCCAACAUUGUGGUCUACUUCGGCCUAUUUGAAGGAAAGGAUCCUAAUCCAUCUAAAGACCCUGGAUACAUCAUCAUGUCUUCUUUUCUUGUCUUUUACAAAUGAUGCCACAAAACUGAACUGUUAAUGUAAAGUCAAAGAUUAAACAUCUAUUUUUCCUA
Anoplopoma fimbria (sablefish) is the source of this 2277-nucleotide messenger RNA. RefSeq lists its product as uncharacterized. Gene Ontology annotation, molecular function: oxidoreductase activity, acting on paired donors, with incorporation or reduction of molecular oxygen, reduced ascorbate as one donor, and incorporation of one atom of oxygen. Lineage: Eukaryota; Metazoa; Chordata; Actinopteri; Perciformes; Anoplopomatidae. The transcript is spliced from 12 exons. The coding region runs from base 209 to 2221 and encodes 670 amino acids. The record is from RefSeq and is a predicted model, not a curated record.